This is a messenger RNA of Arachis stenosperma, 762 nucleotides long. RefSeq lists its product as uncharacterized. The transcript has a single exon. The record is from RefSeq and is a predicted model, not a curated record. NCBI's taxonomy places the organism in Eukaryota, Viridiplantae, Streptophyta, Magnoliopsida, Fabales, Fabaceae. Bases 1 to 762 code for a protein of 253 amino acids.
AUGAGGCAAGAGGGGGUUGCUGGGCAGCCGGCUGGAUUUGGCGCUAGAGAUGCUGAAGGGUCUGCAGGUCUGACAGAGUUUCAGGUUGGUCAGCAAUUUCCGGAUAAAGAAGAGGCCCUAUUAAGUGUCAAGACUUACAGCAUCCGGCGAGGGGUACAGUACAAGGUCGUGGAGUCUGACUAUCGCCGGUAUGUGGGCAAGUGUUCUGAGUUCGGCAAUGGGUGCACAUGGUUGACUCGGCUCAGUCUCCGACCGCGCAAGGGGAUUUGGGAGGUCAAAUGUUACAACGGACCGCAUACUUGUCUCGCCACCUCCAUUUCCAGCGACCACAGGAGUUUAGAUUACCAUGUGAUAUCGGCAUUCAUUAUGCCAAUGGUUAGGGCUGAUGCAUCCGUCAGCAUCAAGGUGCUCCUAAAUGCCACCGCCGCACACUUUGGGUUUAGGCCGACUUACAGGAAGGUCUGGUUGGCGAAGCAGAAGGCUGUUGCCCUCAUCUAUGGUGACUGGGAUGAGUCGUACAACGAGCUCCCAAGGUGGGUGUUAGGUGCCCGGUUGAUGAUGCCUGGUACUGUUGCAGUGCUAAGGAUGAGCCCUGUUCGUGUCGGUGGACAGUUGGACGAGUCUCGAGCUUAUUUUCACAGACUAUUUUGGACCUUUCUACCAUAUAUCAAGGCAUUCCGUCAUUGCAAGCCCCUAGUUAGUAUUGACGGCACCCAUCUGUAUGGCAAGUAUGGGGGAAUGUUGCUUGUCGCGAUUGCAUAG